AUGGAAAAUGCUGAUGUAGAAACAAGUGCAAAUGCUCGUGCAUAUUUCAAAUGCAUUAAAGAUUUAGACUUUAUCAUCUGUCUCUCUGUCGUAUCACAUAUUUUUGCUAUUUUAAAGCCGUACACUGAAGUACUUCAAAGCAAAAAUUGUGAUUUGGGGCAAUGUUAUGACAAUAUUGAAAAAGUAGCAUUGUACCUUGCCGAAUUAAAAUAUGAUGUAACAAAAUUUAAUGAACUUGAAACGGAGCUGGAAAAUUUUGCAGGUGAGAGUGAUAUCAUUCUUACUUUUCCAAGAACGAACAAAUAUGAAAAUGUUAGUGCUUAUUUAAAGAAUAUGUAUGAAACAUUUAUUGAAACAACAUUAACAGAGCUUGGAAAUCGAUUCAGUAAACAUCAAAAAAUUUUAACUAAUGUAUUCAAUUUAUUGCCUUCGUAUGUUGUCGAAAAGGAAUUUAAUAAUGUGAAACAAGCAUUUGAUUUCUACAAAGAUGAUUUACCAUCGAAUGAUAUGAACCUGUUAGCAACUGAAUUUGAUAUGUGGCAGCAUAAAUGGAAAAAAACUUCGAUUGCUAAGAAGCCAUCUAAUGUAAUUGAUUCAUUAAAUGCUUUAUUAUCCCUUCGAUCAUUCUACCCUAAUUUAUAUUGUUUGUUUGAAUUGUUCGCUAUAUUACCAGUUACAGUAUCUACUGCUGAACGAUCAUUUUCAACAAUGAAACGUAUUAUAACUAUUUUGAGAAACAGUAUUGGUGAUGAAAGAUUAAGUAAUCUUGCUUUAAUUCACAUUCAUCAUGAUAUCGCAUCAAAUUUGAAUGUGGAAGAUGUUAUCAAUAUUUUUUGCAAAGAUAAACGUCGAAUUAAAUUUACAAACAAAUGA
Messenger RNA from Rotaria sp. Silwood1, 873 nucleotides. The record is from the annotation of a GenBank genome assembly. NCBI's taxonomy places the organism in Eukaryota, Metazoa, Rotifera, Eurotatoria, Philodinida, Philodinidae.